GGCGUUACAUAUGGAUGUCUGAAAGAAGAGAUAACAACCUGGAAGGGCUUCAUCAGAGCAGAGUUGUUUGUUUCCAAGAGAAUACUUGAAAGAGAUCCAAUCUACAAGAUCAAAGGUUUGGCCAAGGACAUGCUGGAUGGGGUUUUUGAUGACCUGGUGGAGAAGAAUGUUUUAAAUGGUGAUGAAUUACUCAAAAUCGGGGAAGAAGCAAGAUUCAUCCUGAACAACACUGAGAACCUGGUUGAGAGCUUCUUUGAGAAAACAGAAAUGGCAGGAAAAAUAUUUGCAGGUCACAUUGCCAAUUCCCAUGAACAGCUGAGUUUAAAAUUUUCUUCUAAUGAUGAGUAUGAUGAACCUCAGAAAAUGUGUACACCAUCUUUUCCAUCAGACUCUGAAAAUGAAAUUAAAGACAGCAAAGAUGAAGGACAAGCUUUAUUAAGACAGACAUCAUCUUUAUCUCUAAUGGAAUCCAAGGGAAAAGAAGAAGAUGAAGAAAUGGAGGUAAAUGCUGGAGUGACCCAUGCAUCACAUCUAAUGCUGACAGUUCCUCAGGGAAUCCAGAGCUCAGAAGUUCAACAUACACUGAAGCUUUGUCCUCGUGAUCAGUUUUGUAAGAUGAAGACAGAAAGGGCAAAAGAGGAAAUGGAGACAGAGUUAAUGCAGUUUGCUGCCCGUCCAGAGCACCAGUCCUCCGACAGCACAUUCCUGGUGUUUAUGUCCCAUGGCAUCCUGGAAGGAAUCUGUGGGGUGAAGCACAGAAACAAAAAGCCAGAUGUUCUUCAUGAUGACACUAUCUUCACAAUUUUCAACAACUCUAACUGUAGGAGUCUGAGAAACAAACCCAAGAUUCUCAUCAUGCAGGCCUGCAGAGGCAGACAUACUGGAACUAUUUGGGUAUCCACAAACAAAGGGAUAGCCACUGCUGAUACAGAUGAAGAAUGUGUAUUGAGCUAUAAAUGGAAUAACAGUAUAACAAAGGCCCACGUAGAGACGGAUUUCAUUGCUUUCAAAUCUUCUACUCCAUAUAAUAUUUCUUGGAAGGUAGGCAAGCAUGGCUCUCUCUUCAUUUCCAAACUCAUCGACUGCUUCAAAAAGUAUUGUUGGCGUUAUCAUUUGGAGGAAAUUUUUCGAAAGGUUCAACACUCAUUUGAGGUCCCAGGUGAACUGACCCAGAUGCCCACCAUUGAGAGAGUAUCUAUGACACGCUAUUUUUACCUUUUCCCUGGGAAUUAACACAGGCAACUCUCAUGCAGUUCCCAGUCAAGUAUUCCUGUGGAUGAGAAGAAAAGAAAAUUCAAAGAUCCCAGGAUUUAUAAAUCUGUACAACCUUUCAGUUAGAUGUCUUAUAGAAUAUCAUAAAGCUAGAUAAUUUCCAUAGGUUAGUUUUUGGGGGAAACUUGACAUGUAAAAUUUUGCAUGAAAAGUAUAGAUUAGUUCCUUCCUUCCAAAUUUCCACACCUUUUACUUUAUUUUAUUAAAAUUAUAUUUGUACAUCUCUGUAAAAUGAAUGAAAGAGAAAAACACUAAAGAACACUUCUUGGUGAACCACUUUCAUUUAUAAAUUAAUAAUCAGAACUUACUUACAAUGUAAAUCUUAUCUACAAUGGAGCUGAGAAAUCAAGUGUCUGUUACAUACAGUUUCAUGUCUGGCUAACACUAAUCAUCAUAUAGGGAUAAGAUGAUGGACUUAUUUCCAUAAUAAGUGGACUUAUUUUCACUGUUUGUCUUUGAUAUACAUGAUUUCCAUGCCUAGUCACUGCCUACCACUACUUUUAAUUGGUUUUUUAGGCUAUACUUGACAAAUUUCUGCUAUACUUACAAUUUUUCUCUUAAAUGUUUUAUAAUAAAAAUGUCCUCACACAUACACAUUUAAGUUUUGGCCUGUUAGUAUUAUUGAAAUAAACACUCAAAUCACCAAAGGUUAAAGCAUUAAAGGCAAUUUUUGAUACUAAAUAUUGUACAAAACUCUAUGAAAAAUUGAAUUCUUCAAGAACAAGAAGUGAUGAAGCCCACAUAUCACUAUUUUUGUCAUGUUGAUAAUGUUAUAUCAUUCUAUUUACUUCAUUGGGCAAAAAUUAAAAUCAUUGUUUAUUACUUGUUUUAUAAAAUGUUUAAGACUCUUUCUUUUCUGCAUAGUAGCUGUUAGCUCAUGUUUCUGGGGGAUGUGAAUUCUAUAAAACCAUGCCUUGAAGUUGUGA
This is a messenger RNA of Grammomys surdaster, 2198 nucleotides long. Its product is annotated as caspase-12-like. The record is from RefSeq and is a predicted model, not a curated record. Gene Ontology annotation, molecular function: cysteine-type endopeptidase activity. Lineage: Eukaryota; Metazoa; Chordata; Mammalia; Rodentia; Muridae. Gene Ontology annotation, biological process: regulation of apoptotic process; proteolysis. The transcript has 11 exons. Bases 130 to 1233 code for a protein of 367 amino acids.